GAGCAAGUGGGAAGCGCAGUCCGAGAAGUCGUGAGCACUCAUCUUUCGCGUUUGUGAACUAACGAAUCGGAUUCUCAUCUAUUUCACCCGUUCAACGAUUUCCAGGAAGAGCGGUGAUGGCAAGCACCCCAAAACUUCCAAGAAAACCGUUGACUAUAAUGCGAAUGCAACAAAAUCAUCAGUUUUCAGCUGAAACGAAACCAUUGAAAAUCCGGAAGAAACCCAACCUAAAUUCUUCUGCCUCUGAGUCGUCCUGCUGUGAAGAAGAAGUGGGACCUAAGGACAGCACCAAAGGGAUCGCUACUCAAAAUGUUCAACCUUCACGAUUGAGUCCCAGCCUAAGCUCUUCCGAUUCGGGCUCAAAAUCAGACGCUCAAGUGUUCAAAGAAACCGAAUCAGAAAAGCUAACCAAGUCAUCCUUGACUGAUCUGGCUCAAAAAGAAGAUGGAGCUCGAGUUACUAAGAGGCAAAAAGUAUCGGAAAGUGGUCCUGCAGUCGCCACUGCUGUGGAAAUUCCAGGGAACGCUGAUCUUCAAACUCAACAUCAUAAUGACAAAAAGACGCCUCGCAAAACUAACGAACGCUUCCAGAGAGUGAAACCUCAGAACGUCGCGCCGAACCUUUUGGUGGACAACGGGUACGAAGCGAAAGCGAGGCCAAAGAAUGACUACGGCGAGCGCGCACAUCAAGACCUGAUAGUUACCCGUGGGUCUGGGUUUAGGAAAGAAAAGAACAAGAAGAAGAGAGGUUCAUAUCGUGGCGGGGAGAUCACUUUAGAGAACCAUAGCAUCAAGUUUGACGACUAGAAUGCAUAUAUACCACGAUCCUCAUGUCCUAAUCUUGUUGCAAUAUGCCAUUCAUCUUGUCGGGCUCCUUCCCGAGAAGGACUCUGGGUAAUGUCUGCUCGCAUGGGCCUGGAAAGUAAAAGUGUGCGGAUCCGAUUCCUUGAGG
This is a messenger RNA of Pisolithus orientalis, 951 nucleotides long. Its product is annotated as SRP40, C-terminal domain-containing protein. The record is from RefSeq and is a predicted model, not a curated record. Gene Ontology annotation, cellular component: nucleolus; nucleoplasm. Lineage: Eukaryota; Fungi; Basidiomycota; Agaricomycetes; Boletales; Pisolithaceae. The transcript has 5 exons. The coding region runs from base 117 to 806 and encodes 229 amino acids.